CCCUGUCAUAUAACUUUCUUCUUCAGCUCUUCUCUUCUCUCACUUCUCAACGACAUUUUUGUUUCCCUACUCCACCAUGAAAAGAGAGAGAGAGAGAGCUAAGCUUGGAAAUGACAACAUUGUAAGAACAUUUCACUACAAGACUCGAUCUUCUAGCCGCCGCCAUGGAAUCGCUAACACCGAUGAUAGAGUCGAAACCAGCGACUCAAUCGUGGAAUCAAUAUGACCGGAGCACCAACUCCGAUCUGCUUCCAAUUGAUCUCAUAAUGGAGAUUCUCAAACACUUACCAGUCAAAACACUAGCAAGGUUCUUCUCCGUAUCGAAGCUAUGGACAUCCAUCAUCCACGGGAGAGAGUUCAUGAAAUUGUUCCUCACUGCCAAACCAGAUCAUCUCUUCUUCACCUUCAGGGGUGACAAAGAAAAUUAUUUCCUAUUCUCAUCGCGGCUUCAGACCUCUGUAGCUACUUAUCAUAUGAUGCAUCCUGCAUACAAAUACACAUUCAAAUUAUCCUUUGUUCACAGUUUGAUUUGCUAUGGAACUUCUUCUGCUUCCCAACUUGUGGUGUACGAUCCCAUCUCAAGGAGAUGACAAUUCGUGGAGGACGAUUGAAGAAGAUACUACCCUCACUCCUUUUUCCUAUCUGUGGCCAGAUUUGUAUUAAUAGUGUUUUGUAUUAUCAAGCUUAGUAUUAUGCUGACAUUAAUCUCAAGGAGACUGUUGUCAUGAGUUUUGAUGUGAACUCUGAGUAGUUUCAUCUUGUCAGAAGACCUGGUGAUGGUGACAAUUCUCCGCUUGACUGUUAUUCAACUAGGAUAAUAAUGUACAAGGGGAAGCUAGCUAUGGUGUCCAAGGAUAUCUCAGAUGAUAGUAGUAUGGUUUUGUGGGUUCUAGAGGAUGUUGUGGAACAUGAAUGGAUUAAGAUCAUUUUUUGCCUAGUUCAUUUUUUGCCUUUUAUGUUCUCUAUUAUAUCCUAAAGGAAAUAGUGUGAGGAAAGUUGUGAUAAUCACAAACCAUAAGCUGUUUUGUUGCAAGAAACCAUCUUGUUGUACGCUAUCCAAUCUCUCUGCUACUCCGAUUGAUAGUCUUUUUUUUCUGUGAGAAUCAAUCAUGGCCUUCAGCUCUUCUAAUGAAUCGCCCCCAAAAAAAAAAACUCUCCCUCGAGCUAAAACCUAGAACUCCGGCAAUAUCAAUUUGACAGCGCCGCAACCACCAUGGAGUCAUCGUCAGCUGCUCUCCUGCUUUCGUAGGUGAGCCUCAUCUCUUCCCUCAUCCAAUGGGUCGGCGAAAGAAAUUUUCUUCAGCUUCACUUUCCAUCGACAUCUCCGCUCCAGACCCACGAUGGCCGUAUCUACACAGCUGAGCCCAUUGAACCGGUGGUGAUUAUCAAUCUGACAGAUGUUGUUGCUCUAGAAUUGUCGCCGGAAGAGUCCCAGUCUCGUCCAGACUCAUGCUUGCCAUAGAUUCAAGAACCAGUAAAAAAAGAUUUGGAGCCUUUGGCGGUUCUGUCCUCCUUUUUCACCGUCUCCACAAGGAGCUUGGGCUAAACCUUUAAUGAUGCAUUCUCAACCAGAAACGUCAUUGAUCUCUUCUGAAAAUGUACCCACUAAGUGUUGGCUGUCUUUGAAGGAAUCAACACAAGUCCAAGUUAAAAGGCAGCUAGGGAAUGAGAAGCUUGUUCGCUCUUUUAAGAACGUGUUGAAGGGUUCUUAAACGCUGGUGGACAGAAUGGAGGAUGAUCUCAGGUUCCCUUGGGCAGCUAAGAUGAAUCCAGCUUCACAAAAUCUCUACAGAGCGAUUGAGCCAGAGUACUUACCGGAUAAAGGUAACUAUCCCGCAACAUGUUUUGUUAAAAGGUCUAGAGAAUCAGAAAGAGUAUAUUCUAGGGCAGUUCUAUAGAUGUUUGCCUCCACCUGGUUACAUAUCUAUGUGGUCUUCAACAAGAUAUGGGGAAGUAAAUGCAUAAUCACAAUUAAGAAAUUAGCAGAUUCAAACUAUCUCUUUCACAUUCCAGAUGAAUCAACUAGGUCUUGGGUUCUUCAGAGGGGUCUUUGGCACGUUGAUAAUUGUUUGAUGUCUGUAGCUUCUUAGACUCCAGAAGCAUUUUUAGCUAUCCCCAAAAUCAAAACUAUUCCUGUUUGGGUGACUUUAAAAAAGAUACCCAACAUUCUCUACUCAAUUCAUGAUAUUAGUCAUAUAGCAAAGCAUUGCCAUCUACGAUUGCUGCUGGUGAUACAAAUGGGUUUAUCUCUAUGGUGGAGGUAGAGUACGUUUGGUUACCCACUAAUUGUAAGAAUUGUGGGCAGUUGGGUCAUAAUGAAAAGCGUUGCUUACAGUCUACAUCAGGUCAUCAAGCGGAUGUAGCUACAAUCAUAGAGUCCUCUAUUGAUAAGGUUGCAGAGCUUGGUAAUGUAAAUGCUCCAGGCCCCAUUCAAGUUGUUACAAAUCAGCUUACUGCUCCUAUUCAAAUCUCAAGCAUUGAGGUACCGAUUACUAAUGUUUCUCUCUUACAUGUGGGAGAACCAAUUGCAACAAAACAAGCUUCAUCUGCUAUAGUAGAAGAACACAUUCUGCCAGCAACUGUCUCAGCCUCUGAGAAUAUAUCUAUUUCUAAAACUGUUCCAGCUACCCCUUUAUCUAUUGAGUCUCCUAUUCAGGAAACUGCACAACUUUCUUCAGCCAUAUCUCAUGCUACUUUCCAAGGGGGGAGUAGUAAACAAGCUGAGAUUAAGCUUGGUUCCAAUCAGUUUUCCUCAUUAGGUUCUUCCGAAGGAGAAGAAGAUUUGUCGGAAUCAGAAUUGGAUAACGAAACUGAGCCGAUAGAUCUAAUGACUCCUACAGAUAAAAGAAUCCUUCUGGAACGACCGGUUAAACCGUCAACAGUGUUAAAGGAAACUCUUACUCGCUCAGGUCGUGGAAGGGGCAGAGGUCGUGGAAAACGAGGUGGCCGUGGCUAGUAGUUUCCAAUAUUCUCAAGGUUAAGUCAAUAAGAGGAAGUUUGACUUUAUUUAUGCAUCGUAUGUACCCUAUCUUUCAAAUACUUUGAUUAUGUUUGUAAUAUGUACCGUGUGUGUUCAGCUCACAGCNNNNUUUUAAAAAAAAAAAAAAAAGUACAAAAAAAAAAGAUUGGAGUAACGGUAUAUUGACUCUCAUAAAAAUGUAAUUACAAAU
Molecule: messenger RNA, 3170 nt
Organism: Camelina sativa (false flax)
Lineage: Eukaryota; Viridiplantae; Streptophyta; Magnoliopsida; Brassicales; Brassicaceae
Source: RefSeq, a predicted model, not a curated record